Molecule: messenger RNA, 699 nt
Organism: Impatiens glandulifera
Lineage: Eukaryota; Viridiplantae; Streptophyta; Magnoliopsida; Ericales; Balsaminaceae
Product: cytochrome P450 82A1-like
Exons: 2
Coding region: 33-494 (153 amino acids)
Biological process (GO): defense response to other organism
Molecular function (GO): oxidoreductase activity, acting on paired donors, with incorporation or reduction of molecular oxygen; monooxygenase activity; iron ion binding
Source: RefSeq, a predicted model, not a curated record
GUAAUGGUCCGGAUAAUGUUGAUCGUGAUUUUAUGGAUGUAAUGAUCUCAAUACUUAAAGACACAGAUAUAGAUGGUUAUGAUGCUGACACCAUUAACAAGUCUACCUGCUCGGUUUUGAAUGUUGCGGGAGUAGAGACAACCGCCACCAUGCUUAUAUGGACUCUUUGUUUACUCAUGAACCACCGCCAUGUGUUGAUAAAGGUUGAGGAAGAGUUGGACAUCCAUGUGGGCAAAGAAAGGAACGUGGAGGAGUCGGAUAUUCCCAAAUUGGUAUACCUCCAAGCUGUUUUCAAAGAAUCGCUAAGACUAUAUCCACCGGGUCCACUAGGAGCCCCAAGAGAGGUCAUACGAGAUUGUGUCGUGAAUGGCUAUCACGUGGCGGCAGGGACAAGGCUUUUUUUACACCUUUGGAAACUCCAACGGGAUCCUAAGAUAUGGUCGGAGCCAUUAGAGUUUCGGCCAGAGAGAUUCAUGAUCGACUACACAAUAUAGCAACAUAGAUGUUCGUGGUCGGAAUUUUGAGCUUAUUCCUUUUGGUGCUGGUAGGAGAGUGUGUCCUGGAAUAAACCUUGGAAUGCAAAUGGGGCACUUGGUCUUAGCUAGCUUGCUUCAUUCUUUUCAGAUCUCAAAUAUCAACAAUGAAUUAGUAGAUAUGACUGAGACUGAAGGAUUGACGAUAUCCAAAGCUACUCCUCUU